CGCCCGGGCAGUGCGCAGGCUCGGCUCGGCUCCGCACACCCCAUCAUGGCGCUGCGGCGGCCGGAGCUGCUCCGGCUCCUGCUCCUGCCCCUGCUCGGCUGCAGACUCUUGGCUGUGGAGCUGACAUCCAGCAACACCAAGCCCGUGGUGCAGGAAUUCCAAAGUGUCGAGCUGUCCUGCAUCAUUAAAUCCAUAGCGACGCCAGAUCCCAGAAUCGAGUGGAAGAAAAUCCGAGAUGGAGAAACCUCUUACGUGUUUUUUGACAACAAAAUGCAGGGAGACUUUGUGACUCGGGCAGAGAUUCUGAGCCGGACGUCCCUGGUGAUCAAGAACACCACGAGGAUGGACACGGCCACGUACCGCUGCGAGGUGGCCGCACCCUCUGACACCAAAACCAUCGAUGAGAUAAACAUCCAGCUCACAGUCCAAGUGAAACCCAUGACUCCCAGAUGCUCUGUGCCUAAAGCUGUCCCUGUUGGCAAGUCAGCCUCUCUUCACUGCCACGAGAACGAAGGUUUCCCCAAGUCCACCUACAGCUGGUACCGCAACAGCGAACCUCUGUCACCCGAUGCCAAAUCCAGCAGCAAAUCCCACAACUCCUCCUACACCCUGAACCCCGCCACAGGCACUCUGGUUUUCCAUGCAGUGCACAAAGGUGACACAGGGCGUUACUCCUGCAUAGCAACAAACGAUGCUGGCUUUGCCAAGUGUGAGGAGCAGGAGAUGGAAGUCUAUGACCUCAAUAUCGGUGGGAUAAUCGGGGGAGUCCUGGUGGUCCUUGCAGUUCUGGUGCUCAUCACCCUUGGGAUCUGCUGUGCCUACAGAAGGGGAUACUUUGCAAAUGGCAAAGAGAGUGGGGAAAGCUACAAGACUCCAGCAAAGCCUGAUGGCGUCAACUAUAUCCGGACAGAUGAUGAGGGUGACUUCAGACACAAGUCUUCAUUUGUCAUCUAAGACGCCAGAAGAAAAUUGCAAACCAGCAAAAGCGAGUGUGAAAAUACCUCCUCCAGGAACUCAAAGCAAGAGCAAGAGAUUAAUUAAGUGCGCUUGGAAGAGUUUGGAACACACAAGAACUUGAUAGCUAGCUAUCUGUAUAUCUUUUUUUUCUUUGCCAAAGUUUAAAGUAACUCCUCACUGCCCAACUCGCGUCUCCCCUGCCUCCGGAGAUACCACCAGGAUCACCCAAACCUGUCCUUGGACUAAGGAAAGGUUUUACUCCUUCCCAAGAGACUGGGCUGUGGAAGUUUGUGGAAUUGCCUUCUCUUUGUGCUGCAGGGACACAGCCACAAUGUGCAAACCGAGCAGGGGCACAGCAUUAGGUAAACGUGUGGUAGACAUUACUGGUAAUGUGUUACUAGGAGACAAAAAAAGGUGCUGAUGCGGCAGUAGAUGGACUUCAAAGAGUGAGAUUUAUCCAUGCAAGGGGGGAUUUCCUCCCAGCAGCUCAUUGCCCAGGCCUGGCUGGUGACUUUUCCACAUCUGUGAUUGUCUUGUGCUUGGCUCUGACUGCUCAGGUGCACGGGGGUGUCUCUGCCCAGCCACCAGUGACAGUGAAAACACCACGAAUGCCCUCAGCCCUUCUGUAACCGUCCCCAGUUGCUGUUAUUUGUAGUGGGUUGACCCUGGCCAGGUGCCUGGUGCCCACUAAGUCACUCUAUCACUCCCUUUCCCUUUGGGACAGGGGAGAGAGCAAGAUGGAGAACAGCCAGCAGGGUGAGAGAAAGCAGUUUUAUUACAGUAAAAGAAAAAGAAUAAGCAGAGAUCUGCGCACGGAAAAGCUGAAGGGAAGAAAGGUCAGUGGCUGCUCGCCAUCAGCAGCGAUGUUCGGGCACUUCCCGGGAAGCAGGGCUUCAGCACACGGAGCGGAUGCUCCGGAAGGCAAACAUGGGAAGCUCAUGAAUGCCCCCCCCCUUCCUCCUCUUUCUCUCAGCUUCUAUAUCUGAGCUGAUGUCAUAUGGUGUGGAAAAUCCCUUGGGUUGGUUUGGGUUGGUUUGGGUCAGCUGCUGGCCUGGCUGUGUCCCCUGCCAGGAUCUUGCCCACUGCCAUCCCCUGUGAGGGGGGAAGGAAUGUCAGAGGGGCAGCGCUGCUGGGCAGUGGCCAAAACGCUGCUCUGUUCUCAGCACCCUGCCAGCUACCAGCACAGAGCACAGCUGGGAGGGCUGCAGGCUUUACCUCAGUCAGACCCAACACAUUCUCUAACACGACCCCCAGGGCAGGGGCAUCGCCUCUGCUCCCUGCUUUGCAGAGCUCCUUGCUCGCAGGUAACCCCUCAUUCUAAUCUGCACAAAGCAGGCUUGGCUCCUGAGUCUUUCCGUGGGGAAAGAGGCUUAGAGGGGAGGCAGAGAACCAGUGCUAAGACAUCCCUUUCAGGAAAAUUAAAGCCAAAUAAUUUCCUGGGCUAAGAUUGCCAUAAAAGGUACCGAGAGAUCCUCCAGCUUUUUUUACCUUCUCCGUUUAUUUUGUAAAACCCCUCCUUCUAAAUUUUUUGCAAAGAUCUAUUUUGAUUACUUCAGAAAAGGUAACAUUUCUAUUUAAAAGUGUAAAUACGUGAUGCCAGCAGUGUUUGAGUAACGGAGCUAUUUUUUUACUGUUGAAGCUACAAGAGAGGAGCUCACACGUUGCUAUAGUAUGGCACUGUCAGAGCAUAUCAGUAUUAAUGCAAAGUGUAAUAAAAAGCUGCAGGUGGAACAGCAUCUCUUUCCUCUUCAGCCAGCUUCAGCCAUUUCCUUGUCACAAGAGGUCUUACCAGACACAGAACAGUCACUCAGGGAUAGUUUUUGUAAAUUUAUGGCAGGAGCUAUCAACUUUUUUAAUAUGAAAAAAGAAAAACCUUUUCUUGCCGGUGACCAACACUUUGUUUUUGUUGUUGCAAGAAAGAUCCAGGGAUGGCUUUUGGACUCAGUUCCAAAGAGGUGACAGAGUGACUUCAGUGUUUGCUGCCCCUCUGCAAGUUCCCUAAAGCACUAACACAAUGUGACAGCUACAGCAGGUUUAAGCCACAUGGCCAAGGCCACCGUUUCUGGGGUUGGGAAAGCAAAAGCUCAACACAGAAGCACUUUCAUAGUGUCAGCUGAAAUUUUUCUCUAGAUGGUAAAGGAAAAAGAAAAAAAAAAAAAAAAACCAACCAACCAAAUUUGGUUCUCUUGGCUUUAGAGAAUGAUUGGGAACACGUGUUUCCCAAAAUAUCCGUGUUGAUAGCAUUGGACAGCAUUGGGUGAGACCAGGCUGCAAGAUGUGGAUGCAACACUAGGACUGUGCUGUGGUUUAAGAAGUUUUUUAAUGUAGCAGAAUUUAGUGUUCUUGUAUUUCCAAUAUAAAUUGAGUUGUCUUAACUUUUCCUGUAUACAGCAUUUUGGAUACUUGACGAUUUGGACUGUCGGUGUUAUUUUUUAGUGUUCUGCUUGACUCUGUUUCCUAGAGCCCUCGCUGGACAUGCCAUUGCUGCAUUUGUUUUGCCUAAACAAAGCAUUGCCACUCGUCCCUUUGCCAGGCAAAGUAAAGACAAGGAUGGGGCAGCCCUAAGCAGAUGUUCUCUGUGUAACUCACACGUCACCACUGCUCUUCUGCGGCUUCUCUCUGGUUACUUUCUUCAUGCCAGCUCUUCAGCCAAGCCACCCAGAACCGAUUGCUGCCUCUAAUUGUUCUGACAUUCCUUUGCACCCUGUGGGUAUCCACUGCUCCUCCUCUGUGCUGCUUUCAGGGUACCUGCAAGAAGGGAGAGAGGAAAAGGUUGAACCAGGGGAGCUCUGGGCACUCUGGGAGCAUAGUCUGCAGUCCCACCAAAGGCAGCCUUCGUGUGACAAACCAGCAGAGCUGAGAAUCCAAACUCCUUUUUUUUUCCAUUCUGAAAUGCACAGUGGCAUCUCUAACGAGAGAAAGGGGAGUUGAUCCCCCCCAUGCAGCUCCUGAGAGCUGACAGACGGAAUUCAUUGUAUCAUUGUGAAUAAUAUUCAGGUUUGUACUAAUGUAUUACGUUUAACUUUGCCAAGAAUGUUUUACAUAAAUACCAAGCUGUAAA
Corvus hawaiiensis (hawaiian crow) is the source of this 4018-nucleotide messenger RNA. RefSeq names its product junctional adhesion molecule 3 (gene JAM3). Bases 46 to 954 code for a protein of 302 amino acids. The transcript is spliced from 9 exons. Gene Ontology annotation, biological process: cell adhesion; angiogenesis. Lineage: Eukaryota; Metazoa; Chordata; Aves; Passeriformes; Corvidae. Gene Ontology annotation, molecular function: protein homodimerization activity; protein heterodimerization activity. The record is from RefSeq and is a predicted model, not a curated record.